This is a messenger RNA of Symbiodinium natans, 2388 nucleotides long. Lineage: Eukaryota; Dinophyceae; Suessiales; Symbiodiniaceae. The record is from the annotation of a GenBank genome assembly.
AUGUUGACGUACGAAGAUUUGACCAAUCAAAAUUCCCAAGAUCCCCCAACUGACGAAGAUGUGCUGAUGGAAUCUCCUCAUGAGCGUGAUGAAGGUGAUGGUUGUGAAAGUUCGAUUGAUCUUGAUGUUGGUGAUGUCAUGGGUGACACGGAUAUGAUGUCUCCUCCUGCUGAUGUGCUGCGGUGUGCCACUUCCCCUGGUUGGCAUGUCAGCAACGGUGGCAACCCCGUGCUUGUUGAUUUUCAUGCCUUUGCGUACCGGUCUUGUAGUCCUAAAUAUGUGAGUCGCACUUUUCCGUUCCGCACGACUUGGGCUAGGACUCCUUUCGGAUGGCGCAGGCUUGAAAAUGACGCUCGAUGGACUGAACUGGAAAACCCGAUAGGCCCGCUUCCUGAGGCUCCGGUACGCGCGCUCGUCACCGUGUUUUCUUCGAGAUCAAAACGCGACAUUGCUCAGGAUUCCGUGCCGGAGUGUAUCAAAAGACGACGUAGGGCUAAUCAAGUGUUGUGGACGCUCGACCGUGGAUCAGAAACUUUCGUGGCCAGCAGUGUGAAACUUAAGAGGAUGAUAGAGAAAGAGAUUCCGGAAUCGAAGAUACCAGCUCAUCAGCGGGAAGCGUUCGAACAGGCGAAACUUAAAGAAUGGAAUUCCUGGGAAGAGUUUGAUUCGGUCGAAGUUCUUACUGUUUCGGAGAGUGAGAGGAUUGUUCGAGAGUCUCCUGAGAGAGUGUUGCGUUCGCGUUUCGUCUUGCGUGACAAAAAUGCCGGUCUUGUGGAGUCUGGCGUUCCGCUCCCGCUCAAAGCCAAAGCCAGACUGUGUGUGCAGGGACAGUACUGUCCUGAUAGUUUGUCUGGGAAUGUGAAGCUUGACUCACCUACCAUCCAGCGCGUGAGCACAUACCUGUUUCUGCAUCUGGUUGCUUCGUGGGGUUGGGUUCAACAGUUACGCGUUGGCGACAUAAGCAGCGCUUUCUUACAGGGUCACGAAAGCAGUGGAGCGCCGCUGUACAUGCAUCAACCCAAAGGCGGACUCCCCGGGAUGCAGCCUGGUCAGAUACUGCGCUUGCGUAAGCCUGUGUACGGGCAACCAAACGCGCCGCGAGCUUGGUUUGAUGCGUUAUCUGAUGCUCUGAUGAAGGAACUGGGUUUCGAGCGUAGCGUGUUGGACCCAGCUUUGUUUUUCGCUCGCGAAAGUGACGGUCGUUUGAUUGGUGCUUUGAUUGUUCACGUCGAUGAUAUCAUGAUUGCUACGGAUGGGUCGUGCAAGGCGGAGCGUAUGGUUAAACUUUUGCAUGAGCGUUUUCCGUUUGGAGAGUGGAGACGAGCGUCUGAAGCUGCAGAGGGCGAGGGAGUGAAGUACUGUGGCAAACGAGUGGUCGUGCGGGGUACUGCUGGGGAUGAGUUUUUGGAAGUUCACCAAGACGAGCUUUGCGAAGGAAGACUUGAAAAAGUUCCAUUAGACCCUGGUAGGAAAGAAUGCCUGCACGAGAGUGUCACUGUCGAAGAGAAGACCAACUUUAGGAGCACUGUUGGUAGCUUGCAGUGGCUGUGUAACCAGACGCGACCUGACAUCUCUUUUGAAGUCAACCAGUUGCAAAAGAGGGUUAACAGUUUGAAAGUUGAAGAUGUGUUGAGAGUUAACAAGCUCGUUGACGAGGUGAAGAAACACAGACAUUGUUUGCAGUUUAGGAAUUUGGGCAAAGAUGUGGAAGUAACUGUCUACCACGACGCUGCCCUUUUCAACUCAGUAGGCCAAGAGUUGGAUGAAGAAGAAGCUCAAGAGAUGUUCACGCUGGAGGGUGGAAAGCGAUGUGUACAUUCCCAACGGGGUUGUGUAGUCGGACUGAUCUCAAAAAGCUCAAGCAAGAAUGUUGGGGGUGUGCCCUUCGACAUUGUCGACUGGAAGAGUGCGACCAUUCGUAGGGUGGUCGAAUCGUCCUUCGCAGCGGAGACUCAGUCGGCAGUGGCUGCUCACGGCAUGGGCCGCUAUGUUCAAGCUGCUCUCGGUGAGAUGAAGUACGGUAGCUUCAUCAUAGGAGCAUGUGAGGAGGAACAGUGGCAGAGCGUUGUGCCCAUGAACAUGUGCACUGAUUGCAAGAGUGUCUAUGACUGCGUUCGGAAGGAGGGUUUGGGUAUUAGUGAUAAAUCGAGUGUGAUCUUGGUUACGUUGUUGAGGCAGUUAUGUUCUGUUUUUGCCGGUGACAAGACCAAAUUGUUUUGGAUACCCACUAGAUUUCAACUGGCCGAUGCUCUCACAAAGAGCGGCUUGGGACGAGCUUUUCGCCUGAAUUGCCAAACGGCAACCUUUCAUGGCGAAAGUUUGCGUGCGUUGAAACUCGGAAACAGCUCGGUCAAGAAAGAGUUUUCUACCAGUGCGAAUUCUGCUUAG